Molecule: messenger RNA, 927 nt
Organism: Osmerus eperlanus (European smelt)
Lineage: Eukaryota; Metazoa; Chordata; Actinopteri; Osmeriformes; Osmeridae
Gene: lrata
Product: lecithin retinol acyltransferase a
Exons: 2
Coding region: 9-701 (230 amino acids)
Biological process (GO): retinol metabolic process; vitamin A metabolic process
Cellular component (GO): rough endoplasmic reticulum
Molecular function (GO): phosphatidylcholine-retinol O-acyltransferase activity
Source: RefSeq, a predicted model, not a curated record
CUUGCACGAUGCUUGACUCGUUAACGUUCCUGGUGGAGAAGCUAUCCAUUAUCUCACACUUUAAACUUGUUGAAUUUUGGUCGUCGGGCAGGCAGCAGAGGGAACACAAAGAGUGCGAAACGCACGGUCGGGUACCGACUCUGAGAAGAGGAGACCUAUUAGAAGUUCCGCGAACAUUGUUUACCCACUUCGGAAUCUAUCUUGGCGACAACAAAGUUGCCCAUCUGAUUCCUGACAUAAUGCCCGUGCUAACUAAAGAUGACGCUUUAAUAAAAACAACUAUCACAAACAAGAGACUGAUCCUUGGUUGCAUUUACAAAAGCGCCACGGUGCGCAUGGACACCUUGGAGGACUUUGUGUACGGCUCAAAAAUCAGGGUUAACCAUACGGAUAAAUCGAGAAAGGUGCAACCGUUUCCAAAUGAAGGUGUUGCUAAGAGGGCUGAAGAACUCAUUGGGUCAAUUCCUUACAGUUUGCUAUGGAAUAAUUGUGAACAUUUUGUCACGUACUGCAGAUACGGCACAGCGACAAGUCAGCAAACAGAGAUGUUCUGCAAGUGUCUGAAAUCAAUCAUCAGAGACCAGAGAAGUGUAAAUCUUACAGUCCUCCUGGGAAUGAUUUCCAUCAUCUGCUUCGGCCUAGCGCCCUCGACUGCAUUACCCACAAUUCUUAUUCCAUUUAUCCUGUGGAUGGCGGGCUGAAGAGCAGAGGACUCCAAACUCAAUGGACAAUUAAUGACACUAUGACAUGACGCUUUGUCAUGGGUAAACCUUGGAAUCCCUUACAACACCUAUCUCUUUCCCCAAAUGCUUUUAUAGAUGACGGCUGAAACAUAAAUCAGCCUAUAUUUCUUUCAUAUUUUUAUUUUUGCAUCCUGUACUAGAGAGAAUAAAUGUCAUAUAUAAUUAAAGUUUGUUGUUAAAACCA